Trichomycterus rosablanca is the source of this 3776-nucleotide messenger RNA. It is a transcript of the gene manba, whose product is annotated as mannosidase, beta A, lysosomal. Gene Ontology annotation, biological process: glycoprotein catabolic process; carbohydrate metabolic process. Gene Ontology annotation, molecular function: beta-mannosidase activity. The coding region runs from base 126 to 2786 and encodes 886 amino acids. The transcript has 17 exons. The record is from RefSeq and is a predicted model, not a curated record. Lineage: Eukaryota; Metazoa; Chordata; Actinopteri; Siluriformes; Trichomycteridae.
GUUCCACUUUGUUUAUUCGUUUUUUUAUUCGAACUUUACACUUUAAAAAAGCACGAGACUGGUCUGUAUAAAGCUAUAAACACGACGGAAAUGUUACCUCUGUGUGUUUUAGUGAAACAUGAACCAUGAGGAACGACGCUGUACGGACUUUGUUUUGCUGGGUUUUGUUGGUGUUUGGAGGCAGAGUGAGUUGUGACAGUGUGGGUGUGAAUACUUUUAUUCUGGAUGGAACAUGGAGCUUGCACAACUCUAAUGGCUCCUUAUCACUGAAAGCACAAGUACCUGGCUGUGUUCAUACAGCUCUGCAACAACAGCAGCUCAUUCAGGAUCCCUAUUAUCGGUUUAAUGAUCUGGCCUACAGAUGGAUCUCUCUAGACAACUGGACUUACACAACUUCAUUCUCUGUGCCUGACAAUGUUAAAGCGAGUAAGAAAGCUGUUCUGGUAUUUGAAGGUGUGGACACAGUCUCUACUAUUUCACUAAAUGGAGUUGUUAUUGGAAAGACGGACAACAUGUUCCAGAGAUAUGAUUUUGAAGUGUCUGGAUUAUUUAAGGAUAUCAAUAUUCUGGAGGUGUGGCUUAUGUCAGCAGUGACCUAUGCAUCAGAGAGGCGUAAAACUCAUACAGCUUAUGCUGUGCCCCCAGAAUGCCCUCCAUCUGUACAGAAAGGAGAGUGUCAUGUAAACUUUGUUCGAAAGGCACAGAGCUCAUUCAGUUGGGAUUGGGGACCAUCUUUCCCAACACUCGGGGUCUGGAAGAGUGUUCGACUUGAAUUUUUUAACAACUCUAGGCUGAUCAGCUUCAGCACCAGUCCAAAAUAUGAUGCUGUCCAUUCAUGCUGGACUGUGAAAGUGGAGUUGUUUUUUGAUGUAACCCUAGCCUCAAAGGGUGUCGUCCGCUUGUCCAUUCCAAAAUUACAGUCCGAGGCAAAAUUUUCAAUUUCACUUGUACCAGGGCUGAGCAACACAUCACUUAUCCUCCAGAUCAACCAGAAUGUUACAGUUGAUCUGUGGUGGCCCUUCGGUCAUGGACAACAACCUCUCAAGCAACUGUUAAUAGAUGUCACCAUGGAUAGUGGAGAGAAAUUUCAGGCAGAUAGACUGAUUGGUUUCCGUACUGUGGAGUUGGUACAGGAACCCAUCCCUUCUUCUCCGGGCCUUAGUUUCUACUUUCGUAUCAAUGGGAAACCAAUCUUUCUUAAAGGCUCAAACUGGAUACCAGCACAUGCCUUCCAGGACCAGGCUACUGCAGUCAAUUUGACUCAACUGCUUGUGUCUGCACAAAUGGCAAACAUGAAUGUUUUGAGAGUGUGGGGAGGUGGAAUCUAUGAGCAAGAUGUCUUCUACAUCCUGUGUGAUCAGCUUGGCAUUAUGGUCUGGCAGGACUUUAUGUUUGCGUGCGCAUUAUAUCCUACCGAGCAGGAUUUUAUCAAGUCAGUCCGAGAGGAGGUCACUCAACAGGUGAGACGGCUUAAAUCACACCCAUCUGUGGUCAUCUGGAGCGGGAAUAAUGAGAAUGAAGCUGCCAUAGCGAGCAACUGGUUUUUCAUUCCCUCUGCUGAAAAGCCCCGCUAUGUAAAGGACUAUGUCAAUCUGUAUGUGGAGAAUAUUAAAGAGAUUGUAUCGCAGGAGGACAACACAAGACCUUUCUUGGUGUCUAGCCCAACCAAUGGAGUGGAGUCUGAGAAAGAAGGUUGGGUGGCCCAGAACCCCUAUGACCCUCAUUAUGGAGAUGUCCACUUCUAUAGCUACCUUAGUGACUGUUGGGACUGGAGGACAUUUCCCCGUGCACGCUUUGCUUCUGAGUAUGGCUUCCAGUCCUGGCCCUCACUGUCCACUCUCAGUAAGGUGUCAGUGGCCUCAGACUGGAAUUUCAACAGUGAGUUUUCAAAUCAUCGACAGCAUCAUGAGUUUGGAAACAUGCAGAUGCUUCUGCAAGCAGGUCUACAUUACAUUCUUCCUAACAACACUGAUCCAGUGCAGAAAUAUCAAGAUACUAUAUACAUCACCCAGGUGAUGCAGGCACAGUGCGUGAAGGCGCAGACAGAAUUCUAUCUGCGCAGCCGCAGUGACAUAGUUGAUGGUGAAGGUCACACCAUGGGUGCCCUCUACUGGCAACUGAACGACAUUUGGCAAGCACCCUCAUGGGCCUCAAUAGAGUUUGGUGGCAAGUGGAAGAUGCUUCAUUACUUGGCUGUCCGCUUCUUCAGUGCUCUCAUAUCAGUGGGGGUGGAGGAUGACGACAACUUGCUGAUAUAUGCUGUCUCUGACAGCCACAAAGAUCACACUCUGAAAACUACAGUAAAGUUGUAUCGUUGGAACAGCUUUACUCCGCAGUGUUCUCUGGAGUCUGAUCAGGCUGUGGUAAAAGCAGGUGGAGUUACCAAGGUGUUCCAGCAUCCCAUCUCCGUACUACUAAAGAAUUGUAAGAACUGCACGCGGCAGUCGUGUGUUGUCACGUUUAAACUCAGUAGCUCUGAAGAUGGUGUGGAAAGUCCUUCUAACGACCUGUUCCUCAUCUCACCACGAGAUGCUGAGGGCAUUCAGAAACCCAACAUCACGUUUACCUUGGAGGAUGCUGGGGGAAGGAUCAAGAUAAAUCUGCACUGCUUGUAUCCUGCGCUGUUUGUCUGGCUGGAUGUGGAAGACAUUUCUGGGGUAUUUGAUUCUAAUGGCUUCCUGAUGAUCUCUGAGGAGUACACUAUUUACUUCACCAAAUGGGAACCCAUCACUGUUAAGGACUUUAGUGCCAAACUGCACAUCACUUCCCUCAGGGAUAUCUACUAAGAGUGUGUGUGUGUGUGUGUGUGUGUGUGUGUGUGUGCGCGCAAAUGUGUACGUGUGGUGUGAAAAUGUGUAAAAGAGCAGGCAUGUAUUUUAUGGCUAUGUUGGGUGCAUUUACAAGUGUAAUCUGUAUCACCAUUGUUGUUUUAACAGUCUGAUAAAAAUACAUAGAAAACUGGACUUCCUUCCAGAAACAUGCUAUACUUGCACUACAUAACUCUAAAUCCAGUCAAUCUUUUUUUUAAAAACUAAAUAACUGUUAUAAUCUCACUGUUCAGCUUGGCAUUCUAAUAGGCACUUCAAUAAUCUUGAAAAUGUCAAUCAGAUGUGCAAAUUGUAACCUUGUCUGAAUUAAAACAUAUAUAACAUAGUAAUCAGGUUCUUUAGUGCCUGUACCCUGCAUCUGAUUUUCACAGAGAAUUGCAUCCCAGACCACACUUGGUGUACUCAAUGCAAUGCCAAACUGUUCUCUCACCAGUAGUGUCGUUGCUAUGUUUAUACUACUUAGUGUAGUACUAUGUAAUUGGAUGCAGACUAAGUCAUUGGGGAAAAAACAAGGACAGCAUUAUGUGCAAUAUGUCUUUUCUAAUAAUCUAAAAUAAAUACCAGUAAAGCGAAUUGAGAAUGGACUUGAGAGUUACAAGCUGAUAACCUAAGAAUGAUGAAACAAUGAAAAACACAUAAGCAUCACAUUUUUUUUCAUGUAAAUUAUAUUUUAACCUAUCAUUUUAUUAAUGUGAUUAGCUAGUCUGUUAAGUGAGCUUAACUUAUUAAGGACUAGUUAAUUUAAAACUAGUGAUGCUAUUACAUUUCCUACUGAUACAAUUAAGUUGACCAGACUGCUAUACUACUGUAGUUGAACAGAUGCAACCUAAAUAUUACCAAGUACAUGUGUUUUCCAGAAUUAUUUAGAUGUAUGUAUUUGUUUGACUUGGUAUACAAGUCAUCAUAAUGUACAAUAAGUAAAAGAGGGUUUUGUUGUUUUUGAAUGCC